Messenger RNA from Anopheles maculipalpis, 785 nucleotides. RefSeq names its product kallikrein-1-like. Gene Ontology annotation, molecular function: serine-type endopeptidase activity. The record is from RefSeq and is a predicted model, not a curated record. The transcript is spliced from 2 exons. Bases 118 to 771 code for a protein of 217 amino acids. Gene Ontology annotation, biological process: proteolysis. NCBI's taxonomy places the organism in Eukaryota, Metazoa, Arthropoda, Insecta, Diptera, Culicidae.
AGUCCCGUACUGUCCGCCUCGGUUAAUAGGAUUAUAGGUGGCGAAGAAACGGCACCCCAUGAGCUGCCUUAUCAGGUGUCACUGCAGUGGAAUUAUAACAAUGCUUCCAUCACACCGAUGCACUUUUGCGGUGGCGCUUUACUGACCGAGACUUGGCUGUUGACGGCGGCGCAUUGUAAAACUUCCUACACUCCAGAUGGAUUUACAGAGGUAGUGGCCGGGGCACACAACGUCUUAGAUCGCGAGGAGGACAAUCAGCGACGAAAGAUGGAGCUUAUAAUCGUACACGAACAGUACUGUGGGACCGUUUGUCCGUACGAUAUUGCACUGAUUCGCGUUGCCCAUCCGUUUGUACUGACAGAUCAUGUAAAACCGAUCCGAUUGCCAACGAUAAAUGAAUCAUUUCACGGAAGUGGCCUGGUUAGUGGUUGGGGAGCUGUUACACCGGCCAUCAUUCCGGAGUAUCCCGAUACACUGCGAAAAGUGGUUUUGCCGCUAGUGGACUACGACGAUUGCCGACAACUGUGGUACGAUGUGAGUCAUCUCGCCGAAACGAACGUGUGUGCUGGACCGGAGGAUGGAUCCAAAGCAUCCUGCUCGGCCGACUCCGGUGGACCGUUAGUCACGAUGAACGGAACGCGCGUGAGUGAAGAACCCGUUCUAAUAGGACUAGUUUCGUGGGGACCCUUUCCCUGUGCGUCUCCCUGGCGACCAAACAUCUUUACCGGUGUCGCCUACUUUGUCGACUGGAUUGAGCAGCAUAUAAAGUAAACGGGUCAAUAAAA